AUGCUUUUUCAUGCAGCCUUCGUCACGGCUCUCACUGCGGCUAUGCAAUUAUCCAGAUUUCGCAGCGUGAUAGGUUCUAUGUGGUCUGUCGACGACAGGAUCGCAGGGCAGAUCGUGUCUGCAUUUUACGACAACCUGGUCGAUGGUUCGGGGAGAUCGGACUGCACACGAGCUGCGGUAGCGUUGCACAAGGGUGUGAAGUCGUUGCGCAAGAAGAUUCCGCUAGAACAGCAGAUCGUGUUUGUUCACAUAGGUAUCUAG
This is a messenger RNA of Suillus paluster, 261 nucleotides long. RefSeq lists its product as uncharacterized. The record is from RefSeq and is a predicted model, not a curated record. The transcript has a single exon. NCBI's taxonomy places the organism in Eukaryota, Fungi, Basidiomycota, Agaricomycetes, Boletales, Suillaceae. The coding region runs from base 1 to 261 and encodes 86 amino acids.